Culicoides brevitarsis is the source of this 904-nucleotide messenger RNA. RefSeq lists its product as uncharacterized. NCBI's taxonomy places the organism in Eukaryota, Metazoa, Arthropoda, Insecta, Diptera, Ceratopogonidae. Bases 368 to 856 code for a protein of 162 amino acids. The record is from RefSeq and is a predicted model, not a curated record. The transcript has 4 exons.
ACAAAUUAAUGAAAACUUCUCUUAAAAGAUUUUAAAUGUGCCAUGUGCCAUCGUGUUAAUAAUCCCUUGUUCACUCUUGUGUACUUUUUUUUCGAAAAGAUAUCAAAUCGUUUAAUAAUCGUCAUAUUAACAUUCCGCGUGCGUAGAUAUCGCUGAGCUGCGUUUAAAACAGAGAGAAACGAGAGGAGAACAACAUAAGCGAUUACGAGCUAUUAUUAGGAGACACGUGUGUGGGCGAUUAUUGAGUGACUUCUGCAUCUUUAAAAAUGAAUAUUCAACAGAUUUUUCCGUUGGGCAACUUUUUGGACGAACAACGCCUGCGCCUCGCAAGGAUCGUGAGUUUCAAACUCGUCGAUAUCGUUGCGAAAUGUACUCAGGAAUGCGCAAAGAGUGUGAAUGCAUCAUUAAAGUUGUGAAAAAGAAAACGGGAAGUCUUUUUAGGAAUCUUGGAUGUGAAAUUUUCAAACCAGUUGAUGAUUUGAUGAUGGAAGUGCAUGCCGUUUAUAACUUUACAACAAUGAACUUGAUGAAUAAAGAGCUUUUUGGAAAUACAUGUCCUGUAGGAACGGAUGAGGAGUUUAUGGAAUUUGCUCAAACCGUGAAGGAUUUCUCGUUGAAUCUUGUGAAACCAUGCAAAAUACCUGGUCGUUUUGAAUCUGUCGAUGCAGAUUUCGAUAGCGGGCUCGUUGAAGCUGUAACUCCUAUUUUGCCGAAGGGUGCUUAUAACGCUUAUGUUCGCGUUUAUCGUGCCGAAAUGAAUCAAACAUUGGCUUUCCAAACGCUCUAUGGAAGUACCCCGGUAUUCGAUCCAAGCAGUAUUCCCGUCGUCAAUUCAAUAAUGAGCUUCUUUGGUUAACAUUAACGCGAUGGCAACAGGAUGUCUUCAAUAAAAUGUUCGGAUAAU